Messenger RNA from Dissoconium aciculare CBS 342.82, 2229 nucleotides. RefSeq lists its product as uncharacterized. The record is from RefSeq and is a predicted model, not a curated record. The transcript has a single exon. The coding region runs from base 472 to 1929 and encodes 485 amino acids. Lineage: Eukaryota; Fungi; Ascomycota; Dothideomycetes; Mycosphaerellales; Dissoconiaceae.
AGUCAAGCAUACCUAUGAUAAUCGAUUGAUCAGUCCAGAGCACACAUCUUCUUUCACUUCGUCUUGCCAAAGGCAAUCUCCCAAGGCAGGUGUAUGCAUGGUAUAUUAAGUAGUUAACAUGUCGACAGCAGCAUGCCCAUGUCCCGCGCGAUAUUGCAGUUGGACAUAAAUUUCGCGUUGCCCAGCCAUCAAUCCCGGAAAGUUGCCGCGAAGCUUAAUUCCCAAGCUUCCCCAACCUCGUCAAUAUCCACCGCCCUCACAUGUCCAAUCCAUAUCUGCAUCAUCGCGAUCGCACAACUCUUGCAUUUCUGUGCACAUCUCUGGCACGGUUGGCAUUAUUCAUAAACAGCUCAUAAUAACUGUUGCAGGGCUCGUCGCUUGACCUGUCACCCACCGACGAACGUUCGUUACUUACAACGUCGCCUCCGAUUCUGUGCAGCGCUGGCGCAACAGCCCUCCAACAUCGACGUCAUGGCUAGACCUCAGGUCGGUCGCAACGACGAAGCCAGUAUCGGAAUGACACCACCACCAUCGUCGCAAGUGCUUGACUCACCUACUCGGAUCAAGACUCGUACGCCGUCGCCAGUGGAUGCCGUCUCUCAAAUUUCGACUCCACCUCCGACGGUGGGCCUAUCUAAUGGCAUCGCGAGCGCGCGGAUUCACUCGACGGCGCCCUCGGCCGAUCUCCUGUCAGCCCACGAUAUCAGCAAUGCUUCCGCGGAAAUUUUGAGGGACUCUGUCGCCGUCUUACAGGCGGCACUGCGUGACGCCAAGAUGAGCGCCGCCCACCACAAGCUUCAAUAUGAGAUGUUGGCACAAGAGAGUAAUGCUGCGUUGGAGCGCAUGGCCGUCGAAGCGCAUAUGACACAAUGCGAAAACCAGAUUAUCUACCACGCGGAGCAGACAAAGAGCGCGGUCGCUCCUGAGACAUCCGGCCAACUCCAGGAAGGCACCAUCGCGGUGCAGAAGGAUCUCUACCACCAUAUGCUGCGCGAUAUACAGCUUCUCGGCGAAGCUCACAGUGCACUGGAGGAGGAGUAUGAGGCUCAGGAGAGAAUAAUCAAGCGCCAGGAGCACGAGAUUGCGAGUCUGACGGACAAGGUCACUCUGAUGCGCGAAUUAGUUCAAGGACGCACCCGAGAUGCGCGAGAUGCGCCUCAAGCGGCCCGUCGACACAAUCGCGUAGGAUCGACUCCGGUUUCGGCAUUCAGCACGCCUCAUCGCAAUCACCUGAGCGGCCGCGAGUCGGCACAACCUUUCGCCGCCCUGCUGCAAGCUUCCGAGAUGGCCAGCCAAGACGCUGCUCGUUCAUCGUCCGCUCGCGGCAGGAAAGGUCACGCUCGAAAUGCCCAAAGCCUUUCGCAGCUUCCCACUACUCCUCAGUCCUUCCGGAAAUUCGCCGAUGCCUAUCAUACCCCCCAGGGUCGACAACAAGCAUCACGUGUGCCAGCAACAAUGCCAGUCCCACGACAGCCCGCCCUUCGCACGCCAGAUGUCUAUUCGCGGACUGCUCUCCCUAUGUCUUCCGCCACAGGCACAAGCCGCGCCCUUUCUGAAGGCACCGUAUCCGCAUCCGAGAACAAUGACAACGACGAGAUCGACAGCGAAGCGGAUACAGAUAUUAUUGAACCCGACGAACUUGUCGCCGACUCGCAAGCUUCACGCGCUGCAUCGCAGAUGCUUCGUUCAAGUCAGGAACAACAAGCCAAGCGAGAGAGCUUUCAGGGCAGUGGCAUGCUCCCGCCUCCGACCACAGCGACAAAAAAUUCCGCUGUCAAUCGCGACCGAUUCAAGCAGACCAAAUUGUUCGGGGCCGUACGGAAAUCGAAUGUUGAGAGAAGCGAGGGCAGCAGACCUGCGAAGAGGCCGAGGACAGAGAAGGAGACUUCUGCCGCUGUGGGACUCGGGAUUGUUGGAAUCAAGGACUGAUGUGCAUGUGCGCGCCUGGGUGGGUUCACUGAUGCUCCUACCUGAGCAUGCCAGGAUGUAACGACGACGAUGAUGAUGGAACGCAUUGAAUGAAGUACGAUAUGGGCUUGGAAUUCUGAUAACCAUGAUGGAUGACGAUUACGACAACUGACGACCCGACUUAAUUGACACUCCCAGGAUGAGGGGUGCUGGCCGCAAGGUCCUGAUUCAUUCGACCUCGGUCGUUUUGACUGUGCGAUUUAGAUAGCUGCAGCAUGUUUAGCCAAUAAGGCUCACAAUUGAUACCACUUUCGCGAUGAC